ACUCCGCCCAUACAUUGUGUCUGAUAUCUCUUCUCCAGGCCAGAGCCUGGUUAUUUCCUGAUCGUUCUAUCCCAGUGGCACGAGGAGCGUAUAUCGCAUUGGAGCUGCAUUUAUUUGGGUUUAGAAAAGUAAUUUUGGAGCGCGGUUUGUAAGCGGAGACUAUAAAUACGCUCUACAACUUCGAUAUAUGUAAUCUUUGCCUUCUAAUUUAUCAAUGAUGAAGACACUUCCUGGGGUUGGUGUUUUUGGAACAGGGAGCACAGCAAGGGUCUUAAUUCCAUUGCUUCGAUCUGAAGGAUUUUGCAUUAAAGCGCUUUGGGGGAAAACGGAUGAAGAAGCCAAACAACUGGCAGAAGAAAUGGAUAUUUCAUUUUACACUAGCCGUACAGAUGAUGUGUUACUUCACCAGGAUGUAGAUCUUGUGUGCAUCAGCAUACCUCCCCCUCUCACACGGCAAAUUGCAGUGAAGGCAUUAGGAAUUGGGAAGAAUGUGCUCUGUGAAAAGGCUGCCACAUGCCUGGAUGCUUUUUUGAUGGUGAAAGCUGCAUGUUACUAUCCAAAGCUCAUGAGCCUAGUGGGUAAUGCUCUGCGGUUCCUGCCAGCCUUUGUGCGCAUGCGACAGCUAAUCCUAGAGGAAGGCUACGUUGGGGAAGUCCAGAUAUGUGAUGUACGUGUUUACUGGGGGAGCUUGCUGAGCAGCAAGUACAGCUGGAUCUGUGAUGAACUAAUGGGAGGAGGUGGACUGCACACAAUUGGUACAAAUGUGGUAGAUCUUCUCACUCAUUUGACAGGCAAGAGGGCAGUCAAAGUUCAUGGACUUCUCAAGACUUUUGUAAAGCAAAACAAGGCUAUCACUGGAAUCCGCCAUGUAACCAGUGAUGAUUUCUGCUUUUUCCAAAUGCAAAUGACCGGAGGGGCUUGCAGCACAGUAACACUUAACUUCAAUAUGCCCGGUGCUUUUGUACAUGAAGUAUUGGUUGUGGGAUCAGCUGGAAGGCUAAUUGCACGUGGAACUGAACUUUACGGCCAGACAAACUCUUCUCCAGAAGAAGAGCUGUUACUUUCAGAUACUCUGGAUAAUGUUAUUUUCAAUGGAUUUGAAAAGGUCCCUCAGCCUUAUCUUAAAGGCAUGGCACACAUGGUUAAGGCACUGUCUCUCUCAUUCCAGGAUCAGGAGGAUCAAAGAACUUGGGACCAUAAGCCAUUAGCAGCUGCUGCCACCUUUGAAGAUGGCUUAUACAUGCAAAGUGUUGUAGAUGCAAUCCGGUUGUCAAACCGUUCUGGGGAAUGGGAAACUGUUAAAGUGAUGACUAAAGAACCUGGUUCCAACCAAAAUAUGUGUGAAGCUAUUCAAGGGAACAGCUUUUAAUUUAUAUUAAAAAAAUGUCUUCCUCA
Molecule: messenger RNA, 1395 nt
Organism: Spea bombifrons (plains spadefoot toad)
Lineage: Eukaryota; Metazoa; Chordata; Amphibia; Anura; Pelobatidae
Gene: GFOD2
Product: glucose-fructose oxidoreductase domain containing 2
Exons: 3
Coding region: 215-1369 (384 amino acids)
Biological process (GO): extracellular matrix organization
Cellular component (GO): extracellular matrix
Molecular function (GO): nucleotide binding
Source: RefSeq, a predicted model, not a curated record